AUGACAUCCAACUUAACCAGUCAAAUCUUACUAAAAGGGGUCCAAGAAGUGGAAAAAUUUACAGGUCUAGACGAACAAGAUCCAGUAACAUGGCUACAAGCUAUCGAAGAAUUGUUCGAGACCACUAAGACCGACAAGAACGAUCGACGAAGAUUUCUACCAAUGUAUUUUGGUGCUGAUGUGAAGAAAUGGUAUCGUAGUGGAGAGCAUACGAAUGAUUAUGAUGAAUUUAAGAAACAAUUCAUCGGCACAUUUUCAUCAUCGACACAGAAACUAAAGAUUUCAUUGAAAUUAAUCAAUCGGCGACAAGAAAAUACCGAAUCGAUACAGUCGUACUACUAUGAUGUAUUGUCAUUGUGUACACGAUUCAAUCCGGACAUGCAGGAUGAAGAAAAGAUGGUGUACCUACUACGUGGCUUGAAGCCGUCGAUACAGCAGCGCGUAAUAAUUAAUAAUCCAAAACAAUGUGAAGAUCUGCCGGAACAAGCAAAACGGGUAGAAGCAGCAGCCGCAAUCACACAACUAGAACCACCAGUUGCGACCACAACAACAACAGAUUCCAUCGAAGAAACGACAGCGGCUCUCCGUCGAAUGACAAUUAAUUCGGACAAUCGUCAAAAUGACUCCCAAGCAAAAAAAUGCCUUUGA
This is a messenger RNA of Didymodactylos carnosus, 648 nucleotides long. The record is from the annotation of a GenBank genome assembly. Lineage: Eukaryota; Metazoa; Rotifera; Eurotatoria; Philodinida; Philodinidae.